AUGAAGACCCAGAUGGAGGAAAUUGAAGAUGAUCUUGCCGCAGAGGAGGAAAAUAAGAAGAAGAAUGCGCCGUAUCUCUACGACCUUGUUAUUACACAUGCUCUUGACUGGCCCAGCUUGACCUGUCAGUGGUUCCCAGAAAAAGAACAAAAUCCUCAGAAACCAUAUACCACGCAUCGUCUUCUUUUGGGAACACAUACAUCGGGACAGGCUCAAGAUUACCUUCAGAUUGCCACUGUCCAGAUCCCGAAACGCGACAAUCCUGCUACUGGAGCCGACAAAUUGGACCGCGCAGAUUACGACGACGAACGUGGUGAACUUGGUGGCCACAACCUUCCUCCCUCACCUCGCAUUCAAAUCAUCCAGAAAAUCAACCAUGAUGGGGAGGUCAACCGUGCCAGAUAUAUGCCACAAAAUCCUGAUCUGAUUGCCACAAAAUCUGUCACUGGAGAGGUUUUAAUCUUUGAUCGCACAAAGCAUUCAAGUGAGCCUGAGAGGGGAGGAAUCUGCAAACCGGAUAUCAGAUUAGUUGGGCAACAUCGCGAAGGAUAUGGCCUCGCAUGGAAUCCUGUUAAGGCUGGGUAUGUUUUAGGUGCAUCUGAAGAUAUGACCGUGUGCUGUUGGGAUGUUAAUUCAUACACUAAGGCUAAAUCAACCAUCGAGCCAACGAUUACUUUCAAAGGUCACACUUCUGUUGUCGGGGAUGUUGAUUGGCAUGCCACUCAUGAGAACAUUUUUGCCAGCGUUGGAGAUGAUAAAAUGCUUAUGAUUUGGGAUACCCGAUCACCUUUGGAUCCCAAACACAAAGUGCAAGCCCACGACGCCGAAAUUUUAGCUGUAGCCUUCAGUCCUGCAACCGAACAUCUUCUGGUGACUGGAAGCGCAGACAAGACUGCUGUACUUCAUGAUAUGCGUUUCCCAAACAAGAAACUACACGUUUUUGAGUCGCACACCGAUGAAGUUCUUCACCUUGCCUGGUCGCCCCAUAAUCCUACCAUCUUUGCAUCUGCGUCCAGCGACAGACGCAUCAACAUCUGGGACUUAUCCUUGAUAGGACAAGAACAGACGCCUGAUGACCAAGAAGAUGGCCCACCUGAAUUACUCUUCAUCCAUGGAGGACACACUGCUCGCCCAACUGAUUUCUGCUGGGCACCAGGCGAAUCAGAAAAUUGGACUGCUGCUAGUGUUUCUGAGGACAAUGUAGUCAUGGUUUGGCAGCCGACAAUGCGAAUUUGGGCCGGCGAUGCUGUCAAGGUUGACGAAAAAGAACUGGAAAGCGAUGCGAUGGAGGGUAUUGAAGGUCCUAGUACUGACAAGGGAAAAGCAAGUGUCAGUGGUGGAAGCUUGAGAAGCCAGAGUAUGAGCGUCAGUGCUACGUCGGCUGACGAUUAA
Messenger RNA from Psilocybe cubensis, 1392 nucleotides. RefSeq lists its product as uncharacterized. Gene Ontology annotation, biological process: regulation of gene expression. Gene Ontology annotation, cellular component: cytoplasm; Rpd3L-Expanded complex; Rpd3L complex. The record is from RefSeq and is a predicted model, not a curated record. Gene Ontology annotation, molecular function: histone binding. Bases 1 to 1392 code for a protein of 463 amino acids. Lineage: Eukaryota; Fungi; Basidiomycota; Agaricomycetes; Agaricales; Agrocybaceae. The transcript has 9 exons.